GUUAACUGACGACAACGCUCAGGUUGCAACGAUCGUUGGAUAUCGAGUGAUACAUCGCUUAUAAAGAUGCUGUCUUGCGUGGCUUCAUACUCAGAGUUGGCAUAUGAGGGCGAGAUGAUGGAGGUUGGUGUAAGUCACAGAGAAGACAAGAAGAGAUGGAGCUGCAGCCUGGAGAACGGGAACAUGGAAGAGGUGGAGGCUUUUGUGUCCAUGAAUUCAUGGAAAGCUGAGUGGUGUAGGUUCCGUGACCUACGACCUCUCACGCCCUCCUCAGACACCCCCGAAGAGGACUCCCUUCUGCCCGAUCCUGUGGAGGUCCAGGACUCACCAUUUUGUCUGACACCACCGUACAGUCCUCCAAACUUCGAGGUCAUGCGAGCCGCCCCAUCUGUGUCACCGGAACCGGUUCAGACCGGUUCGUGUCAGAGCAGAAGGCUGACAGAGGAGAGCACCCCGCCUGCAUCCGCGCAGUGCAGGUCUCAGGUCAUCAGCGUGAUCCGGCACACAGCGGACUCACAGCCGUGCACCUGCAGUACCUGCCCAAUCAUAUGGCGGGAGAGGGACAUGUUCUCCAGGAAACGCAGCCCUGACUGGGGUCUGCUGAAGAGGACGACAAGAGAGGGCAGGAGAGGAAACACUGCACCUUCCUCUGGCUGCCUACCUAAGCUAUACCCACCACCCUCAAACUCCACUUCCCUGCCUGUGUCUGCUGAUCCCCUCCAGGGGUCAGUACCUGGCAUCCCUGUUAGUUCUGCCUCAGUGGGAGUUUCCCUAAAGCCUGCCAUCUGUCAGAUGCUACCUGUGCCCUGCUCCGCCCGUACCAUUGUCACAGCCAUUAUGCCCCCUCCUCCAGCCAAUCAGCAGCCAACGGUGUGUCCGACUCUGGUGCUCAUGGGAAGCCAGAUGCCUGAGGGCCCAGUCAUGGUCAUCCUCCCUCAGCCUGUGACCUCGAAGCAGCAGCCCGCAGCAGCGCCCCCUGGUGGCACCAGGCUGCUCUCCAUUGCUCCCGCACCGGGCUUCACCCCUCCCGUGCAGAGGAGCGGCCAGCAAGUCAGCGUGUCACGUCCUCGCAGCUACAUCUGUGCCCACCUGGGGUGUGGCAAGACCUACUUCAAGAGCUCCCACCUCAAAGCCCACACCAGGACGCACACAGGAGAGAAGCCAUUUGUCUGCAGUUGGGAGGGGUGUGAGAGACGGUUCGCCCGCUCUGACGAGCUGUCCCGCCACCGGCGCUCGCACACGGGGGAGAAGCGAUUCGCCUGCGCCGUGUGCCACAGCCGCUUCAUGCGCAGCGACCACCUCUCCAAGCAUGCCCGCCGCCACCUGUCUGCCAGGAGGGCGCCCAGCUGGCAGCUGGGGGCCCGCCGCCUCAGCGCCCUGCCGCCUUUCGCCGCUGUCUGCCCCGUGCCUUUGGCCUGAGUUUGCAAAUGGUCGGAUGGGGGAGGACAGGGGUGCCCGCAAAACA
Megalops cyprinoides (Indo-Pacific tarpon) is the source of this 1465-nucleotide messenger RNA. Its product is annotated as Krueppel-like factor 10. Gene Ontology annotation, molecular function: DNA-binding transcription factor activity, RNA polymerase II-specific; RNA polymerase II cis-regulatory region sequence-specific DNA binding. Gene Ontology annotation, biological process: regulation of transcription by RNA polymerase II. The record is from RefSeq and is a predicted model, not a curated record. NCBI's taxonomy places the organism in Eukaryota, Metazoa, Chordata, Actinopteri, Elopiformes, Megalopidae. The transcript has 4 exons. The coding region runs from base 67 to 1419 and encodes 450 amino acids.